AUGUCUGAAGUAGCAUCGCCCUUGAUACAAAGGAUUCACUUCGUCUUGAUUUUUCUUUAUUUUGUUCGUACUGAUUUAAAAACUCAUAUACGUAUAUUAAAAAUUGUUGAUAAAAUCUUUCAUAUUGUUCCAUCAUGUUCACAAAUGACAGCUAAUGCUACUGAAGAUCAUCUUGUACCUGGCGAAUCAUUUUUAUUUGCUUAA
Messenger RNA from Rotaria sp. Silwood2, 204 nucleotides. NCBI's taxonomy places the organism in Eukaryota, Metazoa, Rotifera, Eurotatoria, Philodinida, Philodinidae. The record is from the annotation of a GenBank genome assembly.